AUGGGAAAAAAGAGGCCCACCCUAAAAGGCACCGUCCAGCGCGGGUAUGCCACUACCUCGACCCCCAAGAAAGUGCAGGAUCCACCUCCAGCAGCAGCAGCGAAAAAGCCUGCAACCACCAAGACCGCCAACUCAGCAGCUGCAGUCGAUUACGAAAAGAUCAACGACGAAAGCCUUGCAGUCAACCUUUCUGCGGCCAAGUCGACCGGUGCCGACGGAAAGCCGGGCGGAGCUGAUCACUUCGACCCUGAAAAGGAGGAAGAGCAGGUGCUCCAAAACCUCGUCGACAAGCUUCAGGACAGGGUCGAGAAGGAAGUCUCGCGCCAGCACAAAGCUAUCGAGUAUGACCGGAGACUUGCUAAGACACUGCCCAACUUCGAGAUGGAUCCGGAGCUACGUGAUCAGGUGCUCGAGGUUGCAGCUGACCUCGGCAAGCAGGCGAAGGCGGCAGCAGCACCCUUGAACGCAUGCACUGGAGCACAGGACACAGAAGCCCCAUCAGCCAACCUGAGCAGCCCUACAAACUCUACCGCUACGCCAGUCACCGCCACCUCAGGUACCACAACACUCUCGGGUAGCGCAACACCAAUCAGUAUCGGCUCUUCGCAUACCCCUCUGGCCAUGGCUACCCUGACAAAGGAUCUGCAGAAGCUGUCGGUCAACAACGCCGGAUGUUCUGGAGCAGCUUCAUCUUCCACCUCAGCAUGGACUGAGUCCGAAGACAAAGUCAUGACCAAAGCACUGACCACCUACCAGAUCCUCCUCAAGCUGGGCUUCUCGUCAGCACAGGUCGAAGACGCGCUCUCGAACGCUCUCUCUCCGGACGUUGAAGAAUGCUUGUCGUACCUGUAUCUGGCUCUCAAUGAAGAGUCGUUGGAGGAUGCCAUUCGAGCUGGCGAGGGCAAAGCAGCUAAAAAGCGACGCGGCAAAGAGACCAACAAGAAGGACUUCCCAUCGCUCAACGGUGCGGCUGAUGACAAGGAUGAGGAUGAGGAUGAUGACGAAUACGAUGAGAGCCGACCGCCAGUAUACCACGGCUACGAUUUCACUCGAGUAGAAUCACUUGGCAAGAACAAUUUCGCACGCAAUGAGCAGGCAGGCCCCACCAAGGCUAUUCCAGGAGCAGCUUCACCAGGGCCCACACCAGCCGCUUCUGCAGCGACAAUAGCAUCCAAAGUUGCACCUCGGACUUCUAAGCCCAAGGUCGACCAGGAGAAGGUAGACACCCUUAAGAAGUCGUGCGAGCGCCUAAUCCUGCGGCUCAGUGAUGACCUCGACUCGAAUCAAAUCGACACACUUGAAAAGCCCACUGCAACGUGGUCGAUCCUGCGGGCGAUGCAGAUUCGCAUCGAUCAGGAAAAGUCCAAGUGGAAGAAAGAGCUCGGCAAGGACGGCGAAUCACAAAUGAAGCAAGAAGAUGCCAGACUCGAAAGGGUACUUGGCCGCACCAAAGACUUCAUGCGCGAGUGCGAGCGCGGUGCGUUCUUCGACCAGAAGUCUGCCACGAAUGGCUUCCGACAGGUGCUUCGUCAGCGAGAAGAGAUCGAGAAGCAGCUCAAAGCGGCAGAGGAGGAAGAGGAGAAGAAGCGUCAGCAGCGACGACGAGAGAUUGAGGCAGCUGCUGGCAUCGAGUCCGCUUCUCCAGCAACAGUAGAGGCAGCUCCGGCCGACAAUGCAGAGUCAAAGGAUAAGGCGCCGACUUCCACGGAGGGAAAGCAGGAAAGCGAGUCUCCUGACAAAGGGGAGGACGACAAGCCAGAUGAGAAGAAGUCAGAUGCUGGCUCCGAUGAUGAAGGCGGCAUGUUCGGUGACUUGCUCAAUGAAGGCCCCAUCGAGGACAAAGACGCCGACACCGGUGUGACCGUCACCGUGCGUGACCUGCCAGCACGAGCAAAGAGUGGUGAUGGAGGCAAAACGCCUCGUGUCAUGCUCUCGGAUGCUCUUAAGCGAGCUGACCCGUAUUCGACGUACAAGUUCACCGUCAUCCCCUCGGGUGGUCGUCUGCACCGCAGCAAGCUCACUAUCCGAUGGAACGGAGGUAAAGUCGUUCCCAACAAGACCCCUAUCAGCAUCGGCAUACCAUCUUACGUCGACGAGUACACGCUCACAGCUGUCGGAUGCGCGACCCAGCUUCAGUCGGACGACUUUGUCGCCACGGUAGCGCUCUUCUGCAUCGACCGCGACAAAUCGGUCCAGCGCGCACUGCCUCCUGGCUAUCGCGAAUGGUGGGAGGAACUCACCAACCUGCAAAAAGAUGAGCGAGACCGAAAGAGCCGUACUCGCUUUCAGCGUGUGCGUGAUGUUGUUCGUGUCAGGAUGGAGGAGGCUGCAGCGGCCAAGAAGGCAAAGGGAAAGACUGCACCUGGCAACGCUUCUGCAGCAGCGGAACAGACCGAAUUGGGAGAGUUGUCGGCUGCUUCUGCACCCCAACCGUCCGAGGCGCGGGCCAAAGAGAUUGCCGAGUACUUUAGCAACCGCAUUGCAUCACCUUCGUACCAAAAGAUGCUUCCGGGUCGUCAGAGCUUGCCCAUCGCCAACCAUCGCCAGGAGAUUCUCGACCUCGUCGAGAAUAAUCAGAUCUUCGUCCUCAGUGGUGAGACUGGCUGUGGUAAAUCGACUCAGGUGCCCGCCUACAUUUUAGAGCACUGCAUGUCACAAGGCCGCAACUGCAAGAUCUACGUCACCGAGCCUAGGCGUAUCUCGGCCAUUUCUCUCGCUGAGCGUGUCAGUGAGGAACUGGGUGAGCCACGCAAGAGUGUCGGCAGCAACGACAGCUUGGUCGGCUACGCGAUCCGACUCGAGAGCAACGUCGGCAAGAAUGCGCGCCUGGUCUACGCUACAACAGGUAUCGUCCUGCGUAUGCUCGAGGGAACAGCCUUCAACGAAAUUACACACGUCAUCAUUGACGAGGUGCAUGAACGAUCGAUUGAGUCCGACUUCUUGCUCGUCAUUCUCAAGACACUCAUUGCGCACCGAAAGGAUCUCAAGGUCAUUCUCAUGUCUGCUACUGUCGAUGCUGAGCGCAUCAGCAAGUAUUGUGGUGGGUGCCCGACUAUUGCUGUUCCUGGUCGCACGUUCCCUGUCAACGUUCAUUACCUGGAAGAUGCCGUUGAGAUGAGCGACUACAUCAUCGAGGACGACUCACCAUAUGCAUUCCGACCCAAGCGCGGCUAUCGCGAUGGCAACGCACGCAAACAGAACGCUCCUGGCAACAAGAGUAAGUUGCAGCUUCUUGCUCAAGCACCAGCGCCAGAAGAAGAUGAUGAUCCUGCCCUGCUUGACGAUGACGACAAUGACCCUGACGGCCAAGGUUCUAGCAUGGGCAGUCUCGGCAAAGCCUAUCGCAGCAAGACGAUCGACACGCUCGGGAGGAUGAACGAGUACGUCAUCAACCAUGAUCUCAUCAUCAAGAUCCUUGAGCGGGUAUGUCUCGAAAAGGAUCUGGAGUCGUUCAGCGCGGCUACACUCAUCUUCAUGCCUGGUCUUGCAGAGAUUCGCAAGUGCCACGACAUGCUUGUCGAUCACCCCACUUUCGGUGGACCUGGCUUCCAGCUUUUCCCACUGCAUUCGACUAUCUCGUCAGAGAACCAAGGCGCUGUCUUCAACGUGCCACCUCCUGGUGUGCGCAAGAUCGUCAUCGCCACCAACGUUGCCGAGACCGGUAUCACCAUCCCCGAUAUCACCUGUGUGAUUGACUCAGGCAAGCACACAGAGAUGCGAUACGACGAGAAGCGACAAAUUUCACGCCUAGUCGAAUGCUUUAUCGCCAGGAGCAACGCUAAGCAGCGACGCGGUCGUGCUGGUCGUGUGCAGGAAGGUAUCUGCUUCCACCUUUUCACCAAGUAUCGUCACGACUCGUACCUCGAUGAGCACCCGUUGCCGGAGAUGCUGCGUUUGUCGUUGCAAGGUCUUGCACUCAAGCUCAAGAUCAUGAAGAUCAAGAUCGGCAACUCGAUCGAGAAUGCACUCUCGCAGGCUCUUGAACCGCCGAGCCCGGCUAAUGUGCAGCGUGCCAUUGCCGCACUUGUUGAGGUAAAGGCGCUGACAUCGAAGGAAGAAAUCACACACCUGGGUAGACAUCUGUCCAAAAUGCCACUCGAUGUGCAUAUGGGCAAGUUCCUACUCGUAGCAACUCUAUUCAAGUGUCUCGACCCAGCAUUGACGAUCGCUGCAGCGCUCAACUCCAAGUCACCCUUCAUGACACCCUUCGGUAAGGAGCUGGAAGCAGAUCGAGCCAAGCAAAGCUUCAAGCUUGGCGACUCGGAUUUCCUCACCAUCGCCAACGCCUUUAACGGCUUCCGACGCAGUACAGCUCAAAACCACCACCGUACCUUCUGCAACCGCAGUUUCCUCAGCAUCCAAAACCUGCUUCAAAUCGAAGAGCUUCGCCAGCAGUACUUUUCAUACCUCAUCGAUGCCGGCUUUGUCUCUGUCGACGAUGCAUUCCGUCAAGAACUCGACAAACUUCGCUACCGUUCCGGUGGAUCCGCCAACUACUCCAAACUUCGAUUCAUGACCAUCCCUGCAUAUCUUGACGUCAAUUCCUCCUCUCUCGCCAUGAUCCAUGCCACCCUAGCAGCCGGUCUAUACCCCAAACUCCUCAACAUCGAUUCCAAAACUUACCAGCUCAAAACGAUCGGUAAUAAUCAACCCACUUCCAUCCACCCCUCUUCCGUCAACUUCAAAACGAAAAUGAGCGAAUUUGUUAGCAGCUCAAGCUCUUAUAUGCUCUACUACACCAUGAUGCAGAGUAAGAAGUUGUAUGCAUGGGAGACAGGUUGGACGGACGAUAAAGCGGUGUAUAUGCUUUGUGGUGAUGGAGAGUUUAGAUUGUCGAGUAAUAGUUUGUAUAUUGACAGGCAGAGGAUUAGGAUCGCCAGCGCGGAUCCGAAGACUCUUGUGGCGCUAAAGACAUUGAGGGAGGGAUUGGGGAGGUUGAUGAAGGCUAGCUUUAGGAACCCAGGGAAGGAAUGGAGUGAAGGGCAAGAGAGAUUGUUUGAGUUGGCGCGUAGAAUGCUGGACGUGGGGGCGAAUGAGAAGGAUUUGGCGCUACAGCAGUAG
Molecule: messenger RNA, 5061 nt
Organism: Ustilago hordei
Lineage: Eukaryota; Fungi; Basidiomycota; Ustilaginomycetes; Ustilaginales; Ustilaginaceae
Product: putative DNA/RNA helicase (DEAD/H box family II)
Exons: 1
Coding region: 1-5061 (1686 amino acids)
Cellular component (GO): intracellular anatomical structure
Molecular function (GO): ATP binding; RNA binding
Source: RefSeq, a predicted model, not a curated record